AGUUAGUUAGUUCCUUUGCCUUUUGAACUUCGGUUGCCGGUUCUCUUGUCCAAGUCGUCUCGGCUCGCGAUUUUGGAGUUUCGGUGGGUUUAAAAGUCCCAAGUGCUCAAUUUCCACUCUGAUUAUCUGAAACUCAAUAUGUGAAAUAAGAACUUAUUGCUUAACGCAUUCAUUCUGUUCUACUCGAGACAAUCGUCGCAGUAUUUUGGAAGACCUCCACGUGAGAAUUGAUCAGAUGGUUGUGUUACCUCUGCUCAGUUUCACGUGUUUUUUUACUAAUUUCACUCGUCUAGUCAACCUUGUGAUCUGCCAAUAAUUUGAAGAAUGGAUCACACGAUGUUUGAGUGGAAUGACACAGUUUUGUCGGUAAUCAAAAACCCAGUCUUCCUGCAGAGCUGCUUGGUCGCUUGCGUCAGCAUUGCCUUGCUUUGGAUUGCUCUCAAAACAUUCAAAUUUCUCAGAUCUCAGUUUCCUACCUCCGUGAAUUGCUGGUUUUGUAACAGUUAUUCCAAAGUUCCUGUAGAAAAUAAGAACUCCUGGCAUUGUGAAGUCUGCCAACAAUACAAUGGAUUUGCAGAGGAUGGAGGCUACAAUAAAGUUAUUCCAGAGCAACAUUAUGAAAGUUUAAAUCCUGAUUUUGCAGAGAAAACAAUUCCAAGUCCCAUCAGUUCCUCUAAUGGCUUAUGCAGGAAUUGCAAUCUGAAUCAAGAACUCAAAAGAGCACAGCUAGCCUCAUUUGAACCUCUCGAUCCGAACAAUUAUGACUGGGAAGUAGACGCAUUCAGUGAACUGUUGGAGAAAAACUACAAGCUGUGUCCAUAUUGUGAGAAAAUAGUAUGUAACACAUUGGAAAAUCAGAUAAAAAACUUGAAUAUAAGCCAUUUAAUAACCACUGCUAGUCACAAACUUGCCACUUCCUCUGUGAGAUUUCUAAAUCAUCAGUCAACUCCUGUUGAUCUGAAUGUGUUAUUACGCAGUUCAAGAAACUCAUUAUUUGUCUCCGGUUUACUUUCUAUGCUUUUGUCGGUCGAAAACUAUGAUAAUUCUGCUCUCAAAACUGCACUCAAUGGAAAAAUGGAAGAAAUUUUUAACAUGACCAAUGCUGGCUCUCAGUUUUUGAUGUACACAGACCCUGUUUCAACUUACUUUCUUGAUAAUCAGACCAAGUUCAAUCUUGUUGUCGUGAUUAUGUGCUCAGCCGUUCAAAUUCUAAAACGUUAUGACAACAGAACUUUUCUAGACUACAUAACGCAGUUUAGCUGGAUGGCAAUCCUUUGUUUGCAGGCUUCUUAUAUUUUCAUCAAGUCUUCAUUGGACAUCAGGUCAAUUCAGAUUUUAAUUCUCGCCUUAAUCUUUACUGUAUCUCUCUGGAAGUUUGUUUAUUUCAAGUUCUUUUUCUUCAGACAAAGGAAAAGCUCACCCAAGUCGAACAAAACUUCUCCCAUGACAGUUCCGGCCUCUGUAGAGUCUACCAAAAUUCACCCAAGCUCACCUCCGAAAAUUAGUUUGGAAGGUAUGCCUCAGCCAACCCAAAGAGACAUCACAAAAAUGAAGUCUGGUUUCGAUCAGAACCUGGAAAAUGGUCUUGGUAUUGGAUCCCUAAAUCUCGGACCGAGUCAAUCAACUCCGUCGAACCGAUUCUCAAGGAAUGUUUUCUCCGUUAGCCAUGACAGUUUUCCCUCAAAACGCAAACCUCUCAUUUUACCUUCAAGGCUAAAUAUCAAUUUGAAAAAUGAGCUAAGUGAAGUCAACUUGCCGUUUUCACGGCCAUCUAGUCAAAGCUCAGGUUAUGAGACAAUGAACAAGUCAGGUUUCGAUUCACAAAAUGGCUCUAUAACGGGUGACGAAGACUACGAUGUUCCUCUAAAAAGCAGUCUUCCAUUGCAAGUGUCGAAUUACAGGAUGAGUCCACCCUUCAUGCCCCCUGCUCCAUCACCAUACGAACUCUACACUUACUACCACUUCACUGCCAAGUUUCAAGCCUCAUAUGGAGGACAAUCCCCUCACAAUUUAUCAUCGUGCUCGUCUUGUGUGGGAAGCACAGCUCCCUUGAACUCAAAUAAAUGGUUCUUAUUAGUUUUUCUAAUGUUUCUGUUCAUAGUCUUACAAGAAUCUUUCAUUCUUUACUCAUUAUUGAACCGAUGAUGAAGAUUUUAAUUAGUGUAUUAUAAUCACAGUACUGCCAUCAGCCCGAUGCCAACCACGCAUCUAUGCCAAUUUAACGUUAAUUUUGUUGUAAAUGUUCCCUUUUAUAUCUUUUGCUUGUAAUCAAUCCUUGUAAAUAAUUCCGCUUAAAACAUGUAAAGUAAAACUUUUUCGCCCAGAAAAAUAUCCUGUUCAAUAUAGGUACGUAUUCUUUUCGUUUUUACUGAGCUCUUAUAAGGUUCAGAAUUUGAAUGAUAGUAGUCAAUACUGAUUUAAGUUACUGGUUACAAUCAUUGCAAAUAGGACUUAAAAAUCUUCUAUGAGGAAAAAUUUCUCUGCAGUCCAUCUAUAAAAUUUUGGUCACUGUUGGGGUGGUUCCACUUUUUGCAAAAAGAUGAGAAGUUUUUCAUAGGAAUUGUGUUAAUUUUUUCUCUGCAUUACUAAUUUGCAAAGCAGAUGAGGCAAAAAGGCAAUCAGGCAAUAAAAAAAUUGAUGCAAGAAAUUUAUCAGCACUAAAAUAAGUUAAAAGAUAAUAAAAACAAACAAAAAAAUGUACCUUUGAGGAAGAAUUUUUACUAGCUUGAUACAAUUUAUUUACUCAAGGUAAAAUUCUCUCAACAAGAACAACAUUGUCAAUGCUGGACAAUUCUGCUUGAAAAGCAAGGAAACUCAUCUUCUAGAAUACGAUUAAUGAAAUUGAUAACCAAUGCUCAGAGAUUGUAUUAAUCAUAAAGUCAGCAUAAUUUUUUUCUAGUCCUCAUUUCAGCAGACUUUUAAGCAGUCAAAAAUCAAAUGGACCGAUUUAACUCAAAUUACCCCAAUUACUCAAGACAUGGCCUAGUUUUCCUUGAUGUUUUACUUUGUAAGCAGAAAACCAAGCAGCAUUGAAACUUGAAAUGGAGUUCUUACAUGUGUCAGGUAUUUGCAUUUAAAGUACUUUAUCUGAUUUAAAAUUUUUCGGGAUACACAAUGGUACUACUGAUUUUUUCCAAAAUCAACUCCUAAGCCUUAAAAAAAGCUCUCUAAGUUCAGGCCAUAAUCGAGUGGAUAUCCCACUUUAUGCUGAGAGUUUACCUCCACAUCUAGUCAAACUCUCUAUGCACAGAUAGAGAGCAAAUACAUUAAGAGGGUUGCCACUUUGUUUGGGGACUCAGAAGUUGAAACCAAGGGAACCCUCCUACUGUAUUUGCUCCCUAUCUGUGCAUGGAGAGUUUAAUUAGAUACAGAGGGGGGCUCUCGGCAUAGCACUGAAUAUCCCCUCUAUUACAGCCUGAACUUUGAGGGCUUUUUUUGAGCUUAGGAAUUUAUUUCAGAGAAAACAGUGGCACCAUAGUGUUUCUUGCAAAAUUUCACGUCAGGAAAAGUAUUUAAAACACGAAUGCCUAACGUACACAAGGAAUUCAUUCAUUCAAGGAAAGUUUGAAGGCUUUAAAUACUUCAGUGCUGUUUUAAAAAUUAAAACAUUAGAGAAAAUCAGGCAACGUGAAAUGCAGUUAGGUUCAUUCUAGUUAAGUCCGUCCAAAUCUAUUUCUAAGGCACUAAAAAAAAUAAUAAUUGAUUUAUGUACCUAGCUUGACAUCAUCCAAAAGUUAUGAAAAUGAUUUGACGACCUUUUUAUUCAGAAUUACAUAUUUAUAAUAUUGACAGCAAA
Messenger RNA from Bemisia tabaci, 3796 nucleotides. RefSeq lists its product as uncharacterized. Gene Ontology annotation, cellular component: nuclear membrane. Gene Ontology annotation, molecular function: actin filament binding; lamin binding. The record is from RefSeq and is a predicted model, not a curated record. Lineage: Eukaryota; Metazoa; Arthropoda; Insecta; Hemiptera; Aleyrodidae. Gene Ontology annotation, biological process: nuclear migration along microtubule.